ACGUUUCCAUCAGGCUGGCCGAGGAUGGCCCGGAGAAACCGCCGGGUUGGACACUCCAUCCUGACGGAACCUUCAGGAAAACGUGGGACGCUAUAAUGGUGCUUCUACUGGUGGCCAACAUGGUGUUUGUGCCUCUGUACAUUGCGUUUUUUCCUGGGAGGGCAAGCACACGAUGGAUAAUUUUCUUGGCGAUCACCGAAGUACUUCUCAUUUCAGACAUCUUCCUCAACUUCAGAACAGGUGUGGUCGAGGACCUUACCAGAAACGUCGUCAUAGACCGCGGAGAGAUAGCCAAGCGCUACCUCCGCGGCUGGUUCCUCGUCGACGUCAUCAGCAGCGCUCCGCUAGACAUCGUGGUGUGGCUGAUACCCGUCAUCACCGGCGCGCAACCGGACCCGGACUCCGCGAUGGCCCGAGUCGUUCGGCUGCUCAACUUCGUCAAGCUGCUCAAGCUCAGUCGCCUCGUGAGAUACGGAAGCCGUACUGAGCAGAUAUUGUUCUUUCAUUCGUCUGGGACGUAUCUCCAGCUGGCCAACAUCCUGGGAAUGAUUUUCCUGGCAAUUCACUGGCACGCCUGCCUUCAAUUCUUUGUGGGCCUCAUGAUGAGGUUCCCACCGGAGUCCUGGAUCUCUAUCGCCGCACUCCAGAAGAAACCGUGGACCGAGCAGUACUCGUGGGCGGUGUUCAACACAGUGUCGCUAAUGAUGACAACCGGUUACGGCCUGGGCAAGAACACGAAGCUGCUCGUCGAAGAAUGGAUCCAGGUGCUCGGCAUGUUCGCCGGGGCCAUCUGGCAGGCUCUGCUCCUGGGCUACGGCUCCAACCUGCUCGACUACAAGGACCUUGCCAACAGGCGACGCAGGGAAAGGGUGCUUGAGGUAGAAGAGUACAUGAGUUACUACGGCAUUCCGAAGGAGUUAAGAGAGCGCAUACGGUCUUAUUACAGCUGCGAAUUCCAGAAGAAAAGCUAUCGAGAGGCUGCCAUCUUGUCGUCGUUGUCCGGUCCCCUCAAGGAGGAAGUGUUGAGUCACACCUGCCGCGACAUCUUGGCGGGCGUUCCGUUCUUCGCCAGUGCCGAUCCGGACUUUACCAACGACAUCGCGGCCAAGCUGAAGGCAGAGUUUUACCAGCCCAAGGACGUCAUCGUCCGCCAAGGGGGCACGGGUACUAAAGUGUUCUUCGUUCGCUCCGGGACGGUGGCACAAGUCGAGGGCCGGGUGGUCGUAGGAACUUGCACCAGGGGCUCUUAUUUUGGAGAGGCUUGCCUUCUGGGUCCCACUGUGCGCAAGAGGAACGUGGUGGCCGAAACGCACUGCUGCGUUUUCUCUCUCCUGGCAACCGACUUCCACGCUGUGCUUCGGCGCUAUCCGGUCCUUGAAGCGGCGUUCAAAGCACUCUCGUUUCAGCAGCCUCGGCCGUCGCCGACGCCCGACGACGACACCUCCGAGACGAGCCCUUAUUUGGGCGGGCAAUCUCAAGCCGAGCCAAUUCAGGCCGAGCCUGCUGAAACCGACCCACUUCAAGCCGGGCUCCGAUGGGACAUGAUCAUAAUUGUGAUUAUGGCGAUUAGCGUGGUUGUCAUUCCGAUGGAAGCGGCUUAUUUCGAAUCGGACGACUCCGAAACCGUCGAAUGGAUCGUCUUCAACGUCAUCUCCGACAUUUUCUUUAUGGUGGACAUCGCCUUCAACUUCAGGACAGGAAUCGUUGUUCGUGAGGAGUAUGACCGUGUGGUCAUGGACCCGUGGAUUAUUGCCAAAGACUAUCUGGGACACUGGUUCAUUGUGGACAUUAUUAGUGGCUUUCCGUUUGACUACGCUCUGGCUCUGGUAACCAUGUUCAUGGAAUACUCAGACGGUGGGGGAAAGACGAAUAGUUUUGCCAAAGCUGCGAGACUGCUUCAGCUCAGCAAAUUUCUCAAGCUUUGCAAGCUUCUCAGGCUCAGCAAGCUUAUCAGAUACCUCAGCUCUUUCGAGGAAAACUAUGUGAGUACCAUUAUAGUGAAUCGAAAAUAG
Molecule: messenger RNA, 2012 nt
Organism: Ixodes scapularis (black-legged tick)
Lineage: Eukaryota; Metazoa; Arthropoda; Arachnida; Ixodida; Ixodidae
Product: potassium/sodium hyperpolarization-activated cyclic nucleotide-gated channel 3-like
Exons: 10
Coding region: 96-2012 (638 amino acids)
Biological process (GO): transmembrane transport; monoatomic ion transport
Cellular component (GO): membrane
Molecular function (GO): monoatomic ion channel activity
Source: RefSeq, a predicted model, not a curated record